Molecule: messenger RNA, 373 nt
Organism: Aspergillus uvarum CBS 121591
Lineage: Eukaryota; Fungi; Ascomycota; Eurotiomycetes; Eurotiales; Aspergillaceae
Gene: rpp1
Product: ribosomal protein P1
Exons: 3
Coding region: 34-297 (87 amino acids)
Biological process (GO): translational elongation; cytoplasmic translation
Cellular component (GO): cytosolic large ribosomal subunit; ribosome
Molecular function (GO): ribonucleoprotein complex binding; protein kinase activator activity; structural constituent of ribosome
Source: RefSeq, a predicted model, not a curated record
AUCAAAGCUGACUAGGAAUUUCGUUCCAUCUUCAUGCAGGCCGACAAGCUCCAGACCCUCAUCUCUGCCGCCAAGGUUCCCGAGAUCGAGCCCAUCUGGUCUUCCAUCUUCGCCAAGGCUCUCGAGGGCAAGGACAUCAAGGAUCUCCUGACCAACGUUGGCUCCGGUGGUCCCGCCGCUGCCGCCCCCGCCGCUGCUGCCGGUGGCGCCGCUGCCCCCGCCGAGGCUGCUGAGGAGAAGAAGGAGGAGGAGAAGGAGGAGUCCGACGAGGACAUGGGCUUCGGUCUCUUCGACUAAAUGUCCUAAAUCCUUUGUUCCUUGGAUCUGGAUUCCCCAUCAUUUCCUUUUUGCUUCCUCGUUUCCUAUCUUCUUC